Zeugodacus cucurbitae (melon fly) is the source of this 484-nucleotide messenger RNA. Its product is annotated as cytochrome c oxidase assembly factor 6 homolog. The record is from RefSeq and is a predicted model, not a curated record. Bases 136 to 417 code for a protein of 93 amino acids. Gene Ontology annotation, cellular component: mitochondrion; respiratory chain complex IV. Gene Ontology annotation, biological process: respiratory chain complex IV assembly. NCBI's taxonomy places the organism in Eukaryota, Metazoa, Arthropoda, Insecta, Diptera, Tephritidae. The transcript has a single exon.
AAUCAACAAUCAGCUGUUAUUUUGACAGUUGUUUAGGUUAUGUCACUGCCGUUUGGGUUUAUUGGCGAGCUAAAUUUAAUUCAAAGGAUUUUGUAAUAAAAAUUUGUAAAACACACAGUUUAAACUACAAAAACAAUGAGUUUUCCCACCAAAGAUGAACGUGCGCGUUGUUGGGCAUCGCGAGAUGAAUACUGGCAGUGCUUGAAUGAGAACGCACCCAAACAUAGUUCCACAAGUGGCGAAAAAGUGCCGGAUGUGUGUCAAAAGUUGCGCAAAGUCUUCGAAGGAUCAUGUCCACGACAAUGGGUGAAGCAUUUUGAUCGCAAACGCACUUAUGAACAAUUUAAAGAACGCAUGGACAAGGGUUAUGAUCCACUCGAGGAGAAAAACAAAGCAACAGCACAAAAACAGUCAUAGUCUAUAGUUAAAUUUAAUUUAAUUUACUCUUGCUAAUGUUAAACUAAAUAAAAAGUUCUCACUUAAA